UAUCUCGGGGUCUUGUUCACGAGUGAGGGAAAGAUGGAGAAGGAAAUCAGCCGGAGAAUGGGAGCAGCUGGGGCAGCAUUGCAGUCUCUCUGCCGCACUGUUGCAACCAAACGAGAGCUGAGCCAGAAGGCAAAGCUCUAAGUCUACCGAGCUAUCUACAUUCCUACUCUCACCUGUGGUCAUGAAGUGUGGGUCAUGACCCAAAGAAUAAGAUCGCGGAUACAAGCGGCCGAAAUGAGUUUCCUCAGAAGGGUGGCUGGCAUAUCCCUUAGAGAUAGGGUGAGAAGUUCAGUCACCCGAGAGAGACUCGGAGCAUCGCUUGGAAAGGAGCCAGCUUAGGUGGUUCGGCCAUCUCGUGGGGAUGCCUCACGAGCGUCUCCCUCGGGAGGUCCUCGUUGCACGUCCCACUGGGAGGAUACCCCGGGGCAGGCCAAGGACCAGAUGGGGGGAUUACAUCUCCUCUCUGGCCCGGGAACGCUUCGGGAUUCCCCAGGAGGAAGUUGCUAAUGUUGCUCUGGAGAGGGAAGUCUGGGGGUCUCUGCUGGAGCUGUUGUCUCCGCGACCCCAUUCCGGAUAAGCCGUUGAAGAUGGAUGGAUGGAUGGAUGGUUGAUUGAUUGAUUGAUUGUACAUAUUACGGGAACAACACCAAUAGAAUUUUUUCAACACGCCAAUUCUCAUCGACGUCUUUGAUUGUUGUUGCAGAGGAAAUCUAAAAUCUCGGCUUCUCGCAAGCUCAUGCUGAAGAGUUUGAUGGUGGCCAGGGCCAAAGAGCAUCUGGAGCAGGAGAUGGUGGACAAGGAGGAGCAGAAGAAUAACUACUUGGAUGACAAAGCACCUGUGUUGGAGACCAACUCCAUGAACUUAGAGGAGCUGCAGAGACUCUGUGAGGACCUACACUCCAAGAUCCACAUGGUGGACGAGGAGCGCUACGACAUUGAAGCUAAAGUCCUGCACAACACCAGAGAGAUCCAAGACCUGAACAUCAAGGUGCUGGACUUACGAGGCAAGUUUAAGAGACCCAGCCUUCGAAGGGUGAGGGUCUCUGCGGACGCCAUCCUGCGCUCCCUGCUGGGCUCCAAGCACAAAGUGUCCUUGGACCUGCGAGCCAACCUCAAGUCGGUGAAGAAGGAGGACGUGGAGAAGGAGAAGACGGUGGAGGUGAGCGACUGGAGGAAGAACGUGGAGGCCAUGUCAGGGAUGGAGGGCCGCAAGAAGAUGUUUGACGCAGCCAAAGGCCCCGCCCAGUGAGGCCCCGCCCAGUGAAGAUGCACUAAACUCCUGACUCAGCAUGUUUCGUCUGCACUGCAUGUCAAAUUUUAUUUACCACACUGUCCUUGUACUUUGUACCACCUGAUGAUUCUCCCUCAUAUAACUGAGUGUUAUUCCACCAUAUGUUUGCAUACCAAGGAAUUAAAAUGUACAAAUGCGGUCGA
This is a messenger RNA of Nerophis lumbriciformis (worm pipefish), 1434 nucleotides long. Its product is annotated as troponin I, slow skeletal muscle-like. Gene Ontology annotation, cellular component: troponin complex. Gene Ontology annotation, biological process: cardiac muscle contraction; skeletal muscle contraction. NCBI's taxonomy places the organism in Eukaryota, Metazoa, Chordata, Actinopteri, Syngnathiformes, Syngnathidae. The record is from RefSeq and is a predicted model, not a curated record.